Nothobranchius furzeri (turquoise killifish) is the source of this 1020-nucleotide messenger RNA. The record is from RefSeq and is a predicted model, not a curated record. Lineage: Eukaryota; Metazoa; Chordata; Actinopteri; Cyprinodontiformes; Nothobranchiidae.
UAUCUAAUUCACCAUUAUUUGUAACAAGCACUGCAGAAAAUAAAACUGCCUUCCGAUUCAUUCCAUUCCAUUGUGUGGUAGAAUUAUUAGCACGAGUACUUGGUAUCAACAAGUACUCGGAUCCAAUUAGCUGUAUCGUAUCAGUUUGAAAAAGUAUUGUUGCAUCCCUACAACAUGAAUGUAUUUUUGUUUUAUGGCAAACAUUUGAUUGGUGUGUUAUGUGUGUUCUCUACAAUGCCAGGAGAGUUGCAGGCUUCAUUGACUCUGGAUUCUGGGUGGAGAAAACAGGAAGAGACCUUGAGUUCUUUCCCCAGCAGUUCAUGGGAAAUUGCUGCGGCAUCUUUAUGCUGAUGUAUGCUCUCUGCAUCUGCACCUCAUCUCCACCAUCUUUCACAGAGGAGGAAAUGCCAGCAAUUCGCCUGUGGUGGUGUAUUCAGCUGCUGGAGAGAUUCGGCAUUGAGGGGCAUGGACAAAGAUUUGCCUUCUGGACAGAAGAAGCAUCCCUUCUCCUCCAGGGGACUCUCCAGCCUGUCUUCAGGGUACCAAAGGCAACUUCCUCCAAGCCUUCACCAAGUCUAAUCAGACCGGCUGAGGCUGACAGGUGUCUUAUACUGGAGUUACCAGAACGUGUCCUAAUGGACAUAUUGGAAGAGGUUGUUCUUCACGAAGGAGAUACAGCGAUCUUCAAACUGGCUCUGGUGUGCUCCAUGUUCAGAGACCUUGUGUCUACUGAAUAUUUCAGAAGACGAGCACACUUCAAGUGGCUUCACAGUGAGGACUUCAGUGUUUGCACAUGGAGCAGGUUCUCAGAAAAGUACAGAGAACAGUACUUUAAUAUGUAUUCUAUUGAGAUCUGCCUUCAAUGUGGAGACCAGUACAAACACUGCCCCGGAGGAUACGUUGGCAGAGGAAAAAGAGGAGAACUAAGGGCACUUUACUCGGAGGAGAUGCUCCCAGGCUACUGCAGCCACUUUUGCAGCCAAAUGAACAGUUAAUGUGUCUGCUCUGUCGCCGCCCCCG